Molecule: messenger RNA, 1048 nt
Organism: Porites lobata
Lineage: Eukaryota; Metazoa; Cnidaria; Anthozoa; Scleractinia; Poritidae
Source: the annotation of a GenBank genome assembly
AUGCAGGAUCAAUGUAACUUCUGGGUUAAAAUGUCACAGGCUGGCCAAACUUCCAUUACUGCGUGGGAAACAACCGCGCGUUAUUUGGUACAAAUGCGGAAGAAUUCAUGAGAGACAAAUUUCUUUUCGGUCUUAACGAAUUCUUCACGCGUUUUCGGGAACAUAUUUUCUAUGGAGAUGGCCAGCGGAAGCCUGAUGACCCGCCUUUCACCUUGGCUUUCGUGGUCAGUCACACCCUAUCAUUUGAAACGGCUCAACAAACAAACAAGCUGUUGGCAACCUCUGCAAUUGAAGAACAGAUCCAUUAUGCUACAUCUGCGCUCGCAAACAAAGGCCUCCCAAAACCCCCUGAAAGACCUGGAAACAGAUCCCGAAAAAUCUCCAGCUACUGCCACAAAACCAGCCAUUUCACAUACGUUUGUCAGCAUGCCUUCAGAGCCCAGUGACCCUCCAGUACCACCCCCAAAAGGCCAACUCCACCGGGACCCAGCAGGAAGGCAUUCAGUAUGGGAACUGCUUUACCCUCUCAGAAAAACAACCUCCUGAUCUUCUUAGCACAGCAACUACCCCACCCUCGCUUCACCCACCUAUCGCGGACAAAGGCCAUUUCGUGAUGCUUGAUUUAAGGAGUCUAGACUCCCCCAUCAGUAAGCAGAUUCCUUUCCAGAUAGAUUCGGCAGCUUCCUUGCCGUCCAACCACUUCACCAACAUACCUUGCGCCAAGAUCUCUCCAUCCAAGACUGUAAUACUGCCCUAUGCCAGUCCACCAAUCAAGCCUAUCGGCCAUGUCACCCUUACAGCUAGCAAAGGUAGAUCCACGUGUGAUCUCACCUUCCACAUCAUCAACGCUGAACAGCCAGCCUUACUCGGUAUAAAAGCCAGCAAAACGCUUGGCGAGCUAACUUUCAACCGUGACGCUGAUUUUAUAAGAAAAUGCUCCACAAGCAACCGUCCCCAAUGUCUAGCCUUAAUCAAGAUUCGGCUGCUGGCCCACCCCCAGCCCCUCCAAACACUUCAGAUCGGAUUUGGCCUGAGCUUGGAACUUUAA